Messenger RNA from Cryptococcus wingfieldii CBS 7118, 804 nucleotides. RefSeq lists its product as hypothetical. The record is from RefSeq and is a predicted model, not a curated record. The transcript is spliced from 4 exons. The coding region runs from base 1 to 804 and encodes 267 amino acids. NCBI's taxonomy places the organism in Eukaryota, Fungi, Basidiomycota, Tremellomycetes, Tremellales, Cryptococcaceae.
AUGGACGACUCCAACAACCGAUCCUACCACCCCUCAUAUAAACACCCCAGUCAACCUACCGACGCCUCCGUUGACCUUUCCACCCCAUACACUACCGUCACCUCCAGAGGCAUUAAGAACUACUACCCACCCGUUCCCCUGGAGGACGUCAAUGAUGGUUUCUCUGCGACCGUUGGGCCUCCUCCUUCUCUCCUUCCAACGACUGAUCUGAAUCAGAAUCUCGGUCCCCGCUGUCUGCUUUCAUUCGUGGACCCCAGCCUUCAUAUUCCCCAGCAGAAUGCCAGCAGCUACCACCCAUUCUCGAAGCCACAGGAGCCCGCGUGGGGUACCAUGAUACCCACAUCUCAUUUCCCCGCAAGAAGUCUUUCUAGUUUUGCAUCCGCUACAGCUACGGCGGAUGAUCACUACGGGAAAAGCUCGCUCGGAUCCGAGCCAGAAGAACAUGAGGAUGAUGAUCCUGAUGAAGAGGAAAUGGUGCGUCUUCGUAAAGAACGAACCAACGCAGCCUCUGUUCGAUGGCGCAGAAACAAGAAAAUCAAAGAUGCGCAGCUACGCUCUCGACUUGCUGAUCAGGAAAAGUUGAUCGACGAGCUGAACGACUCCAACUCAAACUUGACGACACAAAAUCUAGAGCUGACUCGAAAGCUGGCACUGGCCGAGAGUGAGCUCAAUGGAUGGCGUUCAGGGUACGCAACUUCCAGACGAGCGCAGGAAGAGGAGGAGUGUACGGGUUGGCGAGGUGGUGCGCGACCUAGGGGCGGUUACGCGGUGGAUCUAGCUAGGGGCGCUAGAUGUCAACCUUGA